Fonsecaea erecta is the source of this 906-nucleotide messenger RNA. RefSeq lists its product as hypothetical. Bases 1 to 906 code for a protein of 301 amino acids. The transcript has a single exon. NCBI's taxonomy places the organism in Eukaryota, Fungi, Ascomycota, Eurotiomycetes, Chaetothyriales, Herpotrichiellaceae. The record is from RefSeq and is a predicted model, not a curated record.
AUGGACGGUCAGCGGAAUCCCGAGCUCCAGCGGGUACUCGCAGCGCUGAAUAGCUUUUCACAACAGCAGCAGCAGCAGCAACUACAACAACACCACCAGGCGCCGCCGCCGCCGCCCUUGCCGCUGCAGACCUCUUUCUACGCAUAUAACUCUUACAACAAUCUGGGUUCCCAUGAUGCGAACCUUGGGACCGCCAACUCGACGAUCCCGGGGCUCGGCUUCCUCCCAUCAACCCUUCAUAACCAGGCUGUCUCUCCGCCACCUAUCCAUCGCCACCAAGACGCAACUCCAAUCCAGUCCCAGGCACAGAGUAGGACGUCGACACCUCGUCUGCCCGAGCCGCCUCGCAGCAAGACGACGACUCCGAAUCCCAACGUCCCCGAUGCGUCGACCAUCGUCACCUGGCCAGCCGCGAUCAAACAUGUCUCGCGCCAUCUUGUUCACAACGACCAAGUGGCCAACAGGAUCAAGCACCUGAUCAACGAACAGCACAAGCACGAGCGGCAGUGGUGGGCCGGUCGCGAAGCUAUCGUUGCGAGACACCAGGGCCGAUCUGGGACGUCACAGCAGGUCUCGGCCAUCUUGAAGUCCCUUGGUGCGAAGGACAUGGCCACUGCUUCCCCGCGCACGUCGCCACCAUCGGAUGAACAGAAGAAAGCGGACCAAGCCGAACUAGACGCCUACGAUAAAAAAGUCUAUGCGGGUUUGCUGGCCAUGUCGGCAGAUUUUGACCGGCAAUUGCGGUCGCUCGGCGUGCCGUUUUACGCGAUUAAGCACGAAUUGGUAAUCUUGGAGGAUGGCCCAGAGAAGCAAGCCGGUGCUAACGAGGGGAGGAUUGACAAGGGGGAACUGAGGGAUUUGCAGAAACGGAUGUGUGAAACUUUGGAGGAUCUGUUCGGGGACUGA